Molecule: messenger RNA, 786 nt
Organism: Saccostrea cuccullata (small rock oyster)
Lineage: Eukaryota; Metazoa; Mollusca; Bivalvia; Ostreida; Ostreidae
Product: angiopoietin-4-like
Exons: 4
Source: RefSeq, a predicted model, not a curated record
UGAGCAUUCUAUGAAGAAAAAAAGCAAAAUCUUCUCUGUGCAGAGCUCUUAAAUAAUUUUAAAUAAGCGAAAUGCUCUGGAAAAUGAAACCCAGUCUUGUGAAAGGAAUAGUGCUCCUAUAUUUCUUUUUGAGCCAGUUAAUAGUACCAUUUGCCAGAUUGAGUUUAGUUUACAAAAUAAAAGUGGAGUUUAAUAACAAAGUGUCUAACAGUUCCUUAAGGACAGAACAUGAAGCGAACUCUCUUUCCGAGUGUUGUAUGAAGUGUCAGACCGGAUGUCGAUGUGUUGGCUUCCGGUUUGGUACAAAGGUGUGUCACACUUACCCGACUUGUGAUCUUGCUGAUAUGACAGAGGAGGAAGAAGGUUGGAGGUAUUAUAUACCAGUUCUAGAUAUUGACUGUAUGUCGCUGUAUGACAGAGGUAUAAAGGCAUCCGGUGUCUACACAAUUCAUCCCUGGGACAAACUAGAUCCGAACUACCGUCCUAUCCAGGUGUAUUGUGACAUGGAGACGGCAAACGGAGGGUGGACCGCUAUUCAGAGAAGGCUGGACGGAUCUGUAAAUUUUAAUCGGACAUGGGACGACUACAGAGUCGGGUUCGGAUCGCCACAUACAGCUUACUGGAUUGGAAAUGACGUAAUUUACCAGCUUACGAAAAACCAUUCGUACCUUUACAUAUCGAUUACGCUACACAAUAACAAUAAAUUGUAUGAGCAAUAUGAAGGCUUCAGUGUAUCUCCAGGGAAAUUCCGAAUGGAUUUGUCUGAUUCAGGUACUGGAACUCUAG